This is a messenger RNA of Volvox carteri f. nagariensis, 2611 nucleotides long. RefSeq lists its product as uncharacterized. NCBI's taxonomy places the organism in Eukaryota, Viridiplantae, Chlorophyta, Chlorophyceae, Chlamydomonadales, Volvocaceae. The transcript has 11 exons. Gene Ontology annotation, molecular function: metallopeptidase activity. The record is from RefSeq and is a predicted model, not a curated record. The coding region runs from base 1 to 1620 and encodes 539 amino acids.
AUGCUCAUUCCAAAUGACAUUUCGAUGGCAGGCAGGGUGUCGAUGAAGGGAACGUCAUUGACCCUUCCCACGCAAGAGCAGUUGCCUGUCUUGCGGGCCAAAACCUGGACGACCAUGUUUGCUCGGUCGCCACCUUCGCCACCUCCGCCCAGGCCACCGCCACCCAGUCCUCCGCUUGCGAAAGCACAAAAGUCACCAAGACUACCGGGAUCCCCACCACCAUCCCCACCACCACCCCUGAGGAAAGCACCUAAGGCACCUCGGGUACCUAAAAGCCCUGAAAACCCAUCACUGCCUUCCCCGCCAAAACCACCAAAAGCUCCAAGGUUUCCACGGCCGCCCAAGAUGCCCGGGAGCCCACCACCGUUGGCGCCUCCGUCCCCACGCCCACCUAACCCAAGCCGAUUUCCGCCCUCACCACCGCCGCCAGCUCCGGCCCUCAGAAGCCCGCCAGUUAAGCGCCCCAACCCGCCGCCGCCGCCACCCCCGGAGGAGCAAGCCCAAUCCGAUGACGCCUACGUGCCCGUCCGGGACCCCAAAACCUUGACAAGCGUGGUCAUGGCAGUGGAUGUUUGCGGGGAGCCCUCCAGGGCGAACCUCACUGCUCUGCAGAUUGCUUGGGCGACUGUCCUGCCGAACUUCUUCCGGCAGAGUUCCUUUGGUGCACUCCUGAUGCCUACAGACCCGAAAUACAACCGCGUCCUGCGGGACCACGUGAAUAUUGGGUGCCCCCCUGGCGAUAGAGAUCUAAGAGUGUGGGGAGCCAGGGCUGACGCAGACGCUCGGCAACGUCUCCAACAAGACGUAAGCGCUUACUAUUCGCACGUAUACAUUAUGCCGCCCAGCUUUGGUGGCGUGUCGUACGGGGUCAUCAUGUGCCCUAACUACGGCACAAGCGACGUACCGGGGGUGUGGACCACAGUCAGUGCAAUCCCGUGGACUAUGGUGCAUGAGAUGGGGCACAACUUGGGCCUAUUCCAUUCUAAGGGUUACGACAGCAAUGGUGUGGAGCAGGAGUACGGUGACCCAUCAUGCCCUAUGGGCACCAACGUUGUGGCUCAUUACAAUGCGCCUCACAGCGUGUGGCUAGGAUGGACAACUCCCCAGAGGGUGCUUAUGGACACAGAUUUAAUCGUCGGCACGUGGAGUACCUACACCAUCAAGGGGUUGGCCAACACCCCAGUUAGCUCUCUGCAGAUAUAUGCUGGGUCCUGGAUGUUUGGGCGCACCGAAUCACCCUUGGUGUGGGAUCGAAACGACCUCUUAUACGUCAGCUUUCGCCACUACAACACCUCCUCAGUGGACGUUGGCUUGCCCGAGGCGCAGAGGAACAAAGUCCACAUCCACCGCCACGCGCGGGACGUAGAAGACUGCGGCGCUCCGGUACUCCUUGCCAGUUUGGAUGACGGGCGAAUACAGAGCACUUGGCCCAAGCGCGGUAGCAAGCUCAUGCAGGACGCCCUAUCGCCGCUAUUGACAGUGACAGUGACCAGGAUUGACACGAAGGCGGGCAUCGCUACGGUUAAACUGUGCCGGGCUAGCCAGCUUACUGCAGAAACUGGUGCACAGUGCCAUGAUAACCUGGAUAACAACUGUGAUGGACUGGUUGAUAACUGCUAAGGGCGGGGGGAGGCCACGGAAGAGAUGCGGCACACAGGAGCACAUCGCGGCAAAUGCACCACUGGCCAUCAGCCAACGCCGCGGCGUCAUCAACAGCCUUGCUAGGUGCAGAGCUUGCCGACAAGCAGAUUGACGCUAUGUGCGGGGCCAGCAGGCCAGCCAGGUCAUCCGCCAACGAACCCGAAGUGAUAUUUAGGAAGAUUAUCUGCAUGGCGCAGCAUGGUGCAGCAUGCAAGUUUUUCUUAUGUGUUUUUCCGGAAGCCAUUUAUCAGAGUAGUGCGCCAGUAAGCAAGCAAUCGUGCAAGUAACAGCUUAUAGGCAUGGAGAUAAGCAAGGUCUAGAGGAAUGGUGGGCUGGAAUGGUGCUGCUGCUGCUGCUGCUACACCGCCAUCGCCAUCGUUGCUGUGCUGCGAGCAGUCUACCGAGCUUUUGAUAGCAAGCAAAGCGUGCAUAUGUACAGGUUCUGGACAGCGGUAACCGUUAUCCAGCGUGGACUUACGACAUGGUGAUGCACAGCACGUAUUUAUUGACCGACCAUCGCACGGACGAUAACCAACGUGUGACAUGGAGGGGUUAUGGGUUGAGCACAGUCAUCAUCUAAGCAGGCAGGGCUAACGGUGCCCUGAGCUAAUUCCUUUUAGGCGAAGAAUGAGACCUUAUAGAGCUUCCCUAGGUAAUAGCAAAAACACCGCGUGUGCACAGCGGGCAUUCAUGAAAUGUUUUAUUUAUUGUCGUCCCGGCUUUUGCCGCCGCCGUUGCUGUGCUGCGGCGUGCAUGGCAGGGAGGUCCUUGCUCAUCUGCUAAAAGACGACGGGUUGUGUGGGGUAUUGAGGGGUUAUGGGGAGUUAGACGCCGCGAUGGCUUUCCGCAAGUCGUUGCCGGUAGGCGUGCAAUGACUGGAAUUCUUCGAGCCCUGUCUCUCGCGGGCAAGGGCCAACUUUAUGCAACAUGAAUCUUGAAUGAUGUUUUUACAGCGCUGGUACCCAGCGAU